Liolophura sinensis is the source of this 2878-nucleotide messenger RNA. Its product is annotated as transient-receptor-potential-like protein. Gene Ontology annotation, molecular function: protein binding; store-operated calcium channel activity; inositol 1,4,5 trisphosphate binding. Bases 110 to 2878 code for a protein of 922 amino acids. The transcript has 10 exons. Gene Ontology annotation, cellular component: cation channel complex; plasma membrane. The record is from RefSeq and is a predicted model, not a curated record. Lineage: Eukaryota; Metazoa; Mollusca; Polyplacophora; Chitonida; Chitonidae. Gene Ontology annotation, biological process: calcium ion transmembrane transport; regulation of cytosolic calcium ion concentration; single fertilization.
UCAGGUGAUCUUUGAUUGAAAUAAAGAAAUUAUCUCUAGUCGUUUUCUUCUCUUGUGUUUUCAGGUAGUGGCUGGAGGCAUUGGCCUCACAUCAAUCAAAGCCUCCAAGAUGAACUACAAUAGCAGACGCCACUUUCGGCACAGCUCCAAGACCUCGUGUCGCCCAAUACCUAUUCCUUUAGAGCCUCUGAAACAAGGAGAAUACAUGGAUCCCAAGGAGAGACUAUUCCUGGAGGCGGCAGAGAAGGGAGAUAAGCACAGCAUGAUUCGCUGUCUUCAGGGACCCAAUCCUGUUAAUGUCAACUGCACAAAUAUGCUUGGCCGGUCAGCCAUACAGAUUGCUGUGGACAAUGAAAAUAUAGAAAUUGUGGAGGUUCUGCUUAAACAAGAUGGUGUUAAGAUUGGAGAUGCUCUGCUGUACGCCAUCCGAGAAGGGGUGUACAGGAUUGUGGAGAUGCUCAUUGACCACCCUAGUAUCAGUCGCAGCAUGCUGGGAUCUGAUUGGUCCAGAACUAAACCCAGCGGUGAAGAGAGUAACGAUUACUCCCCAGACAUUUCUCCUGUCAUUUUAGCUGCUCAUUGCAACCAGUUUGAAAUUCUUCAGCUGCUUCUGACCCGAGGAGCCAACAUUGAAAAGCCACACGAACUUUCAUGUUCUUGUAAGAAGUGUCAAGAGCAAGUCCAUGAGGACAGUUUGCGUCACUCUCUCCUGAGGAUUAACACGUACCGGGCACUCGCUAGUCCCGCCUGGAUCUCACUCACAAGCUCUGAUCCCAUCCUGUCUGCAUUCAAACUUUCAUGGGAGCUGGAGAAGCUAGCGCUGCGAGAGAACGAGUUUAAGGACACCUAUAUGGAGCUUUCUGAUCAGUGUAAACGCUACGCCUGUGACCUGCUGGAUCAGUGCCGCAGCAGUGAGGAGGUCAUCGCUGUCCUCAAUAAGGAGAUAGAGAGCGAGGAUGACAGUGAUUACGAUGAGGAUAGUGUGGACAGGGACGACAAACUCACACUAGCACGUCUCAAACUGGCUCUAAAGUAUGAACAAAGACAGUUUGUUGCACAUCCUCACUGCCAACAACUGCUCACCUCUAUCUGGUACGAAGGUCUCCCAGGGUGGAGGAAGAGGAAUGGCUUCACCAAGUUUCUCAUGUGUAUAGGCCUCAUUGUUCUACAACCUUUCAUGGCCGUCUACUACCUGAUAUUUCCAAGGAGCAAAAUAGGACAAUUGUUGCGAAGUCCGUUCAUGAAGUUUUUGUAUCACAGUGCUUCGUUUGGUGUGUUUUUGUCCCUGUUGGUGUUUGUGUCCAUGGAUGUAAGCAAUCAGAAGGGGCGAGAUCGGCUAAGAGGCCCCCCUCCAUCACAACUCGAAUGGCUCAUCGUCUUCUGGGUGACAGGGUUUAUCUGGGCAGAGUGCAAGCAGGUGUGGGACGAGGGACUAAAAGCUUACGCCCGACAGUGGUGGAACUGGCUGGACUUCAUCAUGUUGUCGUUGUAUCUAGCAGCAUUUUCAUGUCGCAUCUCGGCAUUUUUUCAGAUUUCAUCCGGGCGUUUUGGCCCUGAGAACAUGGAGCGUAACUGUUGGCCACAUACAGACCCUGUGUUGAUCUCAGAAGGCUUGUUUGCCCUGGCUAAUGUGUUUAGCUUUGCCAGGAUUAUCUACCUGUUCCAGGCUAAUCAGCAUCUAGGACCUCUGCAGAUUUCUCUAGGAUGUAUGCUGAUUGAUAUAGCCAAAUUCCUGUUCAUAUUCUUCUUGGUGCUCACCUCAUUUGCCUGUGGCAUGAACCAGCUGUACUGGUAUUAUGGCUUGUCAGAAAAUAACCAGUCCGGGGCCUUCAACAGCCUCCUUAUGAGUUAUAGGACACUGUUCUGGUCACUCUUUAGUCUGACCCAGCUAAAAGACAUCAAGAAUGAUGAGGGUGGUCAGCCAUACACAGAGAUCAUCGGGGAGUUGAUGUUUAUGAUUUAUCACGCCAUGGGCAUCAUUGUCCUCAUCAACAUGCUCAUUGCCAUGAUGUCCAACUCAUUCCAAGACAUCGAGAAUCAUGCUGACAGAGAGUGGAAGUUUGCCCGCUCCAAGCUGUGGAUGGGAUAUUUUGAUGAAGGUUGCACCCUCCCCCCUCCGUUCAAUCUCAUCAUCAGCCCUAAAUCUGUCUACUACUUCCUACGGUCCUGUAAAGCCAUCCUGUGCCACUGCUGCAGGUGGCGGCGGCGCUCCUCGCAGAUGCGACGCAAGUCCACCGAGGGAACCAUCAAGUUCAGAGCCUCCGUAAGCCCUGAUGAUAACACCAUUUUUAAGACAAGUGAGAGUGGAAAAACAACCAAUGAUAGACCUACAUACAAUGGAGAGCCAUGUGGAGUGACAUAUCAACCAGAUACGCCUUUGUAUCAGGAUGUGAUGAGACGACUGGUAAGCAGAUUUAUACACCAGUGGAAGAAGCAGCUGCGUCAAGAUGGGGUUAAUGAGGAUGAUUUGUUGGAAAUUAAACAAGAUAUAUCUAGCUUAAGAUACGAAUUAAGAGAAGACCGUAAGCGUGAGACUCAGCGCACAGUGGGUCACAUGGACACAUUACGACAGGACAUUGCCCAUACUUUCCGCCCCUCCCCCAGUAACAGCCCCCUGCUGGGCAACUCUAAUAAACUUGCCCACACCAGCCCUAACAGCAGUAUGAACCUAUCCAGCUCUCUGCUUACCCCUCAGGAGCUUGAAUAUAUCCGUCACGACAUUGUGAAGACUGUGCGUCACGAGGUCAGGGAGGCCGUGCGUGAUGCCCUAUCACAGUCGAGGGAGCCCCGGAACGCUCUGCUGCCACCCCCACCCCUGACCAUGCUCCCACCUAUCAACUCUGAAUUGUACCAUACUCAUCUCUACACACAACUCUGA